CAUUGGGCCGUUUCCUCACUGAUAUGUGUCUCUUCACACUUCCGUAAUUUUACUCUCUCAAGUGAAUGUGAAUGAUAUUAGAUGGAGAUGACUGACAAUGUUAUUUAUUCUGCGUUACAGUUGUCUACUGAACCUCAAGCCCAGAAUGACUACAGACCAGAGCAAAAAGUUUCUUCUUCCAGGUUCCCUCUCUCAUGCCCUGUGGCAGUAGCUUUGGGACUUCUGAAUACCAUUUUUGUGUGUUUCCUGCUUGUCCAGUGGAUUCACUGCCAGGGUUCCAAAUGUACCUCUUGUGCCAGUUGUCACAGUUGUCCAGACCUCUGGAUGAAGUAUGGUAACUACUGUUAUUACUUCUCAGUGGAGAAAAAAGACUGGAAUUCUAGUCUGGAAUUCUGCCUAGCUGAAGACUCACAUCUCCUUAUGUUCACAGACAACCAGGAAAUGAGACUGCUUCAACAUUUCCUCAAAAAGGACUUUUACUGGAUUGGUCUGAGGAACAAUUUUGGCUGGAGGUGGGAAGAUGGAUCAGCCCUAAACAUCUCAAGGAUUCUUUCAAACAGCUUGAUACAGAAGUGUGGUACCAUCAGCAAAGAUGGUCUCCAAGCCUCUAGCUGUGAAGUUCUUUUACAGUGGGUCUGUAAGAAGGUCAGACUUUGAGGGGUCAGAUCUGGCAUACGGCUUCCUAGUAUGAAGGAGCAGGCCUCUGGCUGUUGGGAUGGACAUGAAUGUGUGAAUACUGAACCUUCUAGGACAUGGCAUGCGAUGCAAGACUCUGGACUCUCUUUGAGAACAUUUAGAUAUUAUCUUAACAAUUUAAAGAUCAGGUCUAGGAACAUUUGGGAAAUAAAAAUUUUUUGUAGUACUUCUCACUCUAGGGACUGAGGCUGCCUCCUUCAUCCCCAUUCCCACCAUCUCUGUUAAAAAAUGUACCUUUCCUCUAUGUUAUGAUCCGAACUGAUCUGAUGAAAUCCGUGCAGGUAUAUACUAUUGCUCAUGUGUUACAGGGGUUGGGUGUGUGUUAGUGGGUUGGCAUGUUACUUAUUCCUCAUAAUAUAUUGUUAUCCUAACGGUGGCCCUUCACAGAUAAAGCUGUAUUCUAAAGGGUAAUGCAAACAGUGAGAAUGUAAGUUGUAGUAAGUGGAUGAGAACAGGGUAGUGCCUUCUGCUUCUCAGCUCUUCACUUAGAGACCUGGCCUUGGCUGAAUUUAAUUUUUCUGGGUGUGCACAGACGUGGUUGAAUAAACUGAUAUAUGAUCAUA
Molecule: messenger RNA, 1259 nt
Organism: Callorhinus ursinus (northern fur seal)
Lineage: Eukaryota; Metazoa; Chordata; Mammalia; Carnivora; Otariidae
Gene: KLRG1
Product: killer cell lectin like receptor G1
Source: RefSeq, a predicted model, not a curated record